GAUGUCAGGCGAUGCUGGCAUGGACGGGUUGGACGCGCUCAUGGCGGAGCUUUCGGCAAGCAAGGUGAAUUGCCGAUGAAGAGGAGAAACAAGAAUGAAGAAACAUGCAUACAACAAAGAAGAAAAUAUGGCAAAGAAGAAUUGAAAUGCAUUCAUGGGUACACUGGUUUGUGAAAUUACCACAUCUCAUGUUCAUUAUGUAUACUAGUUUGAAAUUUCCACAUUUCACCAAUGUUGCACAUACCGAUGUCGUGACAAGUGAUGUAAUGUCACAUCUUUUUCAAAACUCACGUCAUAACAUAUCGUCGGAUAUCAUAAGAUGCUUGAAACUCUUCUCAAACCCCCUCCUCGGACUCUUACUCCCGUUCCAUUGUUCACCUGCUCUCAAACCGUGUAGCUGCCCACAGAUUCUCCCAAGAGCUCUAGGACGCGCGACACUACUCCCAAGGGGGGUGGAGAGAAGACGGCGGUGGUGGACGGGUUCGAUGCCAACGGUCAGCUAGUGCUGGAGACGCCGGAGAUGUCGCCGCGAGCAGCGGAGUUUGUGAAGAGAUUGCGACGAUUUCAGAUGAGAGUAGCAGAUCCAGCAACACGACGAGAUCUGAACAGACGGCUGGCAAAGAAGAACUCGGAAGCAGAUGUCACCUUCCAGUACUACGAGCAGAGGCCUCAGCUUGCCAACUACACCAUCCAGUCGGAGAUCUCCCGCAUGGAGUACCAGGUGGUGCCUGAUGAGGGGGGGGACCCGAUGAGCGACGUCGAGAGCAUCCGG
Messenger RNA from Guillardia theta CCMP2712, 772 nucleotides. RefSeq lists its product as hypothetical. The annotation marks the transcript as partial. NCBI's taxonomy places the organism in Eukaryota, Cryptophyceae, Pyrenomonadales, Geminigeraceae. The record is from RefSeq and is a predicted model, not a curated record. The transcript is spliced from 4 exons.